This is a messenger RNA of Oncorhynchus tshawytscha (Chinook salmon), 3463 nucleotides long. Its product is annotated as calcineurin subunit B type 1-like. Gene Ontology annotation, molecular function: calcium-dependent protein serine/threonine phosphatase regulator activity; calcium ion binding. The transcript is spliced from 6 exons. NCBI's taxonomy places the organism in Eukaryota, Metazoa, Chordata, Actinopteri, Salmoniformes, Salmonidae. Bases 215 to 727 code for a protein of 170 amino acids. The record is from RefSeq and is a predicted model, not a curated record.
CCUCCUCCUCGUUACUGACCCGCCCUGCGGGUUUCCCUGUGCCACUGCGGUGAAACCAACUGUAAAAGAGGAUCUGGUUAAAAAAGUAAACAACAGCCUGAAUAUCACGAGCGCCGUGUUUUGUAAUAGCGAGACCCCCAGUUUAUAUAGUUUUUAUUUUUCUUCUUUUCGUUCACAUCUCCGGGUCAACCUAUUUCAUCAUCCAACCGGUAAAAUGGGAAAUGAGGCAAGUUACCCCCUGGAAAUGUGCUCGCAUUUCGAUGCUGAUGAGAUUAAGCGUCUGGGAAAGAGGUUUAAGAAACUGGACCUUGAUAACUCUGGGUCCCUUAGCGUGGAGGAGUUCAUGUCCCUGCCUGAACUCCAGCAGAACCCGCUGGUCCAGAGGGUCAUCGACAUCUUCGACACCGAUGGAAACGGAGAGGUGGACUUCAAGGAAUUCAUUGAGGGAGUCUCACAAUUCAGUGUCAAGGGGGACAAGGAGUCAAAACUUCGGUUUGCCUUCCGGAUCUACGACAUGGACAAGGAUGGCUACAUCUCCAACGGAGAGCUCUUCCAGGUGCUGAAGAUGAUGGUAGGAAACAACCUGAAGGACACCCAGCUGCAGCAGAUCGUGGACAAGACCAUCAUCAACGCAGACAAGGACGGAGACGGCAGGAUAUCCUUUGAAGAGUUCUGCUUAGUGGUGGGUGGCCUUGACAUACACAAAAAGAUGGUGGUAGACGUGUGAGCAUGUCCCUCCGCUCCUCUCCCUCCCCUCUGCUUUCUUCUCCAUCGGUCUCUGAAGAUCUGCUCAAGACGUCUGGCAAACACUUCGUGUAUCAAUGGAAGUAUUCUCUCUCCCCGUGAAGCCACUUCUUUUCCACCUAAACAAGCCACAAGCUUCGCGAAGCCAAUUUAGUUGUGUUAUUGAACUCUGAUCCUCUCGAUAACCUGAAGGACAGCUAUUUUUGUUUGUAAGAGCAUCCCAGUUUGAGGGAGGGAGGGGAAAGGUUGGCUUGAUUAUAUUUUGUCAAUUUUUUUUUGUAAUGUUAUUUUUUUUAAAUAUUUAUUUUCGUUCUGGUCUGUGUUUUUUUUAUAGACAAAGUAUAUCUAUAAAUGUUUAUUUAGUGGGGAAAUGUGUCAUUAUCUGAGGUGUUGCGUUUAAAUAAUAUACUUGAUUUGGGUUACAAUUCAAAACGUAGGGUAUAAAGUGCCAACCAGGACAUAUGGUAUUGUUAUUAUUAAGUAUCCACCAUUGCGGUCAGUGAUGGACUGGUCGGUCUGUGAUGAGUCAAACGCUCGCUGCAAGAUCACUAAUGGUUAGCUGCAAAUUUCAUUUUCUAAAAUAAACAGCAGUUUCUUUUGCACUAUUUGACUCCUGAGCAGGUUGGAUUAGAUAAAUUAAGACAUUUGACUCCUGAGCAGGUUGGAUUAGAUAAAUUAAGACAUUUGACUCCUGAGCAGGUUGGAUUAGAUAAAUUAAGACAUUUGACUCCUGAGCAGGUUGGAUUAGAUAAAUUAAGACAUUUGACUCCUGAGCAGGUUGGAUUAGAUAAAUUAAGACAUUUGACUCCUGAGCAGGUUGGAUUAGAUAAAUUAAGACAUUUGACUCCUGAGCAGGUUGGAUUAGAUAAAUUAAGACAUUUGACUCCUGAGCAGGUUGGAUUAGAUAAAUUAAGGCAUUUGACUCCUGAGCAGGUUGGAUUAGAUAAAUUAAGACAUUUGACUCCUGAGCAGGUUGGAUUAGAUAAAUUAAGCUUCCGAUCACAUUAAACAUACCUGUUGGAAGUUUAGAGUGAUGGGCUGUUUUAUUAUAUGUUUAUACUUUGAGAUUAUUAUUCUAAGCGUAGAGAUAGACGCCAAGAAUGUGAUGUCUUGGCAUACUUAUUUGUAUUUUACUUACUUUAACGACACGUUUUUACGUUGAACCAUAUGACAAUCCCCCAAUGCAAAGUAAAUGGGCGGCAGGUAGCCUAGCAGUCAGAGGCGAGCCAGCAACCGGAGGGUUGCUAGUUUGAAUCCCGGGUCUGACGGGAAAAAUCUGAAGGGAAGUGAGCUGGUAACCAGAGGGUUGCUGCUGGUGUCAAAUCCUAGAUGGCAUAACCUGCCGUUGUACCCUUGAGCAAGACCCUUAACCCUCCCCCCACAGCAACUGCUCCAUGGGCGCCGUAGUAUGGCAGUCCCCUGCUCUAACCUGUGUGUGUGUGUCUUGGGAUAAAGUCAAAUGUUCUGUUGCACCUUGUGUACAAUUGAACAAAUAAAAGGAUCUUGUACAGCUUGAUCACUCAAGUUCAAAAAAAUAAUCUCUAUAACAUGGACCAUCUAUGUAUUUGUAUUUUAUUAUAUCUUAAACUGAGGAAUAUCCUAAAAUAUCGAGAUGAGAAAGAUUUAAUGAAUGUCAGUGAGUUAUUGAGGGAAUAUAGAAUGUUAUGGCAUGUUAUUGAGACUCAACUGCAGGCAGCAUAGUAACUGUAUAUUAGGUCAAUGUUUGCUCAUCUUAGUAGAGAGAGAGGCUGCAGCAGCCAAUGUCAACCGCCCCCCCCCCAUCAAUAGUGCAUUUACAGUACAGGGUUCUUUCUAAUACAACAACGGAGUUACUCGUAAACGCUUGACAUGAUUAAUGGACAUACGGUACAUUUGAGAGUACAUUAGAAAGUGAAGAUUUAAGAAUCUAUCACGAUCGCCUCAUCGGUCCUCUCCCUCCAUGGUAUUCACAGUAGGGAGACUGACACAAGUUUAAGGUGAAUUGGGCAUCCCGAGAAUAUAAUUGUAACAAAAUGGCGGCGGGUUGUAUUUUAAUGAUUUGAUAGUUGGUUUGGAAACCAUUGUUUUUAGUGAGACGUCUCAAAUGCCUCCCUGCAUAGUGUACUACUUUUUAACCAGGGCCCAUAGCUCAGGUCAAAAUGAGUGCAUCAUAUAGGGCACUGUACAAGUGGCUUUUCUUGGGCCUCCUAUGUUUGCAUGAUGAUUUUCCUUGUGCAUGUAGAUGAUCCAUUUAAAUAAUCCUUGCUAAAACACGUGAAUGGUGAGGUCAGUAAUAACGAUAUUUAAUCAUCUACUGGGAAACAUAUUGGAUUUUGUCCCAACUUUGUUAAAAUGUUCACAUUAUGGAGCAGUAAUCCAAACAGACUGAACUACAUGUUAACUUUGUAUUCCCCCCGGAUCAGCGCGAUGGGGAUUCUAUUCCUGUAAAAAGCUGGUCCCAAAGUCAACUGCCACUCACUGUACUCGACACGGUUUUGUAUAGAAGCUUUCCAUUCCGUUAUCUAUAUAGUUCAGAUUAUAGUUCUGCAAGUACUACUUUCUCUUAUUUUCUUUGAAGGGGACUCGGUGCUCUUUUAGUUAUGUGUGGAAACUGAAACGGUUUAAGUUUGACUAAUAGUUAUUCUCCCCUUUCUCUGCAUGGUGCAUCUGAUGCUGUGGGACUGUUGGAAACUUGAUAUUGUAUGAAAAUUAAAAAAUAAAACACUUUGAAACAUUUUAA